AAGGGAAUAUACUUGCGUGUACACCGAUUAAAAAUUUCUCUCUACAAAUCUGUCCUUUAUUAACUGGCAUCACUUCCGCAUCACGUCCUUACCAGUAAUUGCGUGUGGUACAUACAGUUUGGCAUUGAAGAUCAGAGCCCGUUUCAGAAUUCACAGAAAUACAAAAGAAAAUGGCAUUGAAGGAGGAAUUUGAGGAGUAUGCUCAGAAGGCUAAGACCUUACCUGAUACUACCACCAACGAGAACUUGCUUAUUAUAUAUGGAUUGUACAAGCAAGCCACAGUUGGACCAGUUAACACAAGCCGUCCUGGUAUCUUCGCUAUGAGGGACAGGGCAAAGUGGGAUGCAUGGAAGGCUGUUGAAGGAAAAUCCACGGAGGAAGCAAUGAGUGAUUAUAUCACCAAGGUGAAACAGAUGCUGGAAGAAGCUGCUGCUUCUGCUUGAUGAUGCACAAAUUAUAUUCUUCUUCUAUCACCGUGUGUUGGAUAUGGUAGAUAAUGAUUGUCGUUACCUUUCGUAUUGGCGUUGUUUCUUUUGUGAGACCUCUAUGUUUGAAUCUGAUGUAUGAGGUUCUGUUAUCUGGACAUGAUCAUAGUGAAUAUGAUCGAAUGAAAUAUAUUUCUUUGUGUUGUGAAUGAAUUGAGGAUUGUAGCUGUUAGUGUCUGAACCUUAACCAAUGAGCUCAUUUGUAGCCUUGCCUGCCUAACUGGGAUUGGGUUUGGUCCCUCCUGCCUCUGAACACUCUUUUUUUCUUUAAUUUUUCAUUACUUUUUUUGAAUUUCUGUAGACAUACAUACCUUUCAAGGUCGUGUCAUUUAGUUGUUGAACUUGUUUGAAAUACUUAUG
This is a messenger RNA of Ilex paraguariensis (yerba mate), 845 nucleotides long. The record is from the annotation of a GenBank genome assembly. NCBI's taxonomy places the organism in Eukaryota, Viridiplantae, Streptophyta, Magnoliopsida, Aquifoliales, Aquifoliaceae.